This is a messenger RNA of Choloepus didactylus (southern two-toed sloth), 225 nucleotides long. RefSeq names its product pancreatic progenitor cell differentiation and proliferation factor (gene PPDPF). The transcript is spliced from 2 exons. The coding region runs from base 1 to 225 and encodes 74 amino acids. Gene Ontology annotation, biological process: multicellular organism development; cell differentiation. The record is from RefSeq and is a predicted model, not a curated record. NCBI's taxonomy places the organism in Eukaryota, Metazoa, Chordata, Mammalia, Pilosa, Megalonychidae.
AUGGCAGCCAUCCCCUCCAGCGGCUCGCUCGUGCCCACCCACAACUACUACCAGUGUCGCCUGGCUUCCACGUCCAAGAACAGCUCCUGCGGAAGGACCGAGUACCCAGGCAAAGCCACUCCCCAGCACCCUGCUGCUUCUUCAGGAAGUCCACCCUCCCGUUUAUGGCCACUGUGUUGGAGUCCCCAGAGCACUCGGAAUCCCCCCAGGCCUCCAGCAGCAUGA